CAAAUAUGAGGAAAAGAGACGACUCCCUAGAUGUUCCAAAUUGGGCAAUUGAGCAUGAACUAAUGAAUCAUCAUGAAUCUCAGCCGAUCGAAAAGCAAGAAAUUGAUCAAAAUGGGUCAAAAGCAUCCAAUGGGUUGGAUUUACUUAUCAAGAGCCAAGAAGUAAAUGUAUUAAUAGUAUACACAGGAGGGACUUUUGGCAUGAUCAGUACUGAGAGUGGCUACAGACCCCAGAAAGAUCUCCUGCACAACCUUCAUUCCUCCAAGCAUCUUUAUGAUGUAGAGUAUUCUAAGGAUAAUUAUAUCAAAGGUACCUCUUGCACGCCACUAACUUUGAUGAAUAAAAGAAUUAGGUAUCACCUGAAGGAAUAUGAAGACCUGAUCGACUCUUCAGAGCUUAAUAGCAUGCAUUACAAGAGAAUAGCAAGCACUAUUGAGAAGAACUAUGACAAGUAUGAUUCCUUCAUUAUAAUCUAUGGCACAGACACAAUGUCGUAUAUGGCUUCUCAGCUAUCUUUCAUGCUAGAGAACUUAUCUAAGACAGUAGUAAUCACUGGAGCCCAGAUUCCUAUUUCUGAAUGGAGAAAUGACGCAGAGUCCAACCUUAUUGGAGCGCUAACUGUAGCUGAGCAUUGUAUCCCUGAAGUCACAGUCUUGUUUAAUGGAACAUUGUUCAGAGAAAAUAGAGUUAUCAAAGCUGACUCGACUAAAAUGCAAGCAUUUAGCUCUCCAAAUUUCAGAAAGCUAGCUACUUUUGAUGUUUUUCUCAACUAUCAGAGGGACAUCAUCAGAAAGCCUCCCACACCUGAGCACAAGUUCAAAGUAUUCAGCAUGCUAGAGCGAAAGAUCUCUCUGAUAUACAUGCAUCCGCUGAUGACUGAAGAUAUCUUUCUUAGUUCUUUUAAACAAAGUAAAGCAAUCGUGCUUCAAAUGUACGGAAUGGGAAAUUUCCCCUUGGAAAGGACUGACCUGGUUAGCAUCAUUAAAGAUUCAGUUCUGAAAUACAACAAAACAGUAAUUAUUGCCAGUCAAUGUCGUGAUGGCAUAGUUAAAGAUAAUUACUCCAGACUCAGGGAGCUAACUGAUAUAGGAGUAAUCCUUUCUGAAGAUAUGACAACCGAAGCCAUUAUUGCAAAACUCUCUUAUGUCCUUGGGAAAGGAUAUCGAGGCAAGCAUGUUGAAGAUCUCAUGAAGACUGAUCUUCGAGGAGAGAUAUGUGCUCCCAUUGUGAAAGCAGAAAAAGAAGAUGAGUCAGAUAUGUCCAAGAUUCUAUCAAUGAGCAAUAUUAUCCAGAAAUCUACACCUGAAGAUCUUAACAAAGUUGCUGAAAUGUUGCAUUCAAGUUUGUUAAAUUCAGCAAUAAAUUCUACAGGUACCUCAAAUCUCAAGAAAUUGUUGCAAAAUGGACUUGAUCCUAAUGUCAAAGACACUUCAGGGUACACUCCAUUACACUUAGCAGUUAAGUCUAAUAAGGAAGAUCUUGUUGACUUACUCCUAUCCAUAGAAGGAGUUGACAUCAAUCUCAAAGACAAUGAAGGAAACUCUGCUUUAUAUUAUGCUUGCUAUAAUGGAAAUGAAGAAAUCACAUCAAAAUUACUAAAAGAAAGCGAUUAUUUGGAACCCUCUGCAACUUUAUGAGCUUGAUUAGCUGCUAAAACUAAAAUAAACGACUUGCAAAGUCUCAAACUCUUCCGUAAGGCAGGUAUAUCCCUCAACCAAGAGACCAAGGAGGGGAAAGAAGUGUAUAAAAUUGCUAAGGAAAUGGGUCAUAGUGAAAUCCUACAUUUUCUCAACUUUACAGGAAAAUUGAUGAGCCUAAAAAUAAUUAAUAAACAAGGAACUUUAUGAAAAGAGCAAGAUUCUUCAACAAUAGAAGGAAAUUCAAUGGACAGAGCUGAAAAAUCAUCCAAAGCAGAAUAA
This is a messenger RNA of Moneuplotes crassus, 1919 nucleotides long. The record is from the annotation of a GenBank genome assembly. Lineage: Eukaryota; Ciliophora; Spirotrichea; Euplotida; Euplotidae.